AUGAACACGUCCAUUCUCGUCGCUCAAUUCCGACCUGCUGCUGGUCCGUACGAGGACUUGUACCGCCAGCUCCAUGCAGAACCGGAGCUUUCUCUGCAGGAAGGAGCAACCGCUGCGGUAAUAGCGAGCUACCUGAGACAACUAGAGGGCGUCGAGGUUCGGACCAACAUUGGUGGGCAUGGCGUGGUUGGCAUUCUUAGAAAUGGUGUAGGAAAGACGGUGAUGUUGCGGGCAGACAUUGACGCUCUGCCUAUGGAGGAGAAGACUGGGUUGCCGUACGCCAGUAAGAAGAGGAUGGUUGACGUUGCAGAUAAUGUUGAAAAGCCAGUUAUGCACGCAUGCGGCCAUGACAUGCACAUCUCAUCUCAACUUGCAGCUGCGGAGCUACUGCACAAGUGUCGGGACAUAUGGAGCGGAACUGUCUUAUUCCUGUUUCAACCAAAUGAAGAACGGGGUGCUGGCGCACAAGCCAUGGUUGACGAUGGGAUUUAUGACCCGGCGAAGCAUGCUAUCCCGAAGCCCGAUGUUAUUCUUGGCGCACAUGUCAUGCCGCUAAGAGCUGGAAAGCUCUACAGUCGGAAGGGGGUCUUUGGCAGCGCGGCCGACAGUUAUAAGGUAACCGUCUAUGGCCGUGGUGGGCAUGGAAGCCGGCCACAUACCACAAUCGAUCCAGUGGUAUUGGGUUCUAGUAUAGUCAUGAAGCUACAGACCAUCGUGAGCCGAGAAUCGAACCCACAAGAAGCAGUCGUAGUCACUGUGGGUGCUUUCCAUGCCGGUUCAGCAGAAAACGUCAUCAGUGCAGAGGCAACCCUUUUGAUCAAUACAAGAACCUUUAGUCCUGAAUCGCGCACGCGCGUGAGAGAAGCCAUCGAGCGUAUCAUCAACGCCGAAUGUCAAGCUGCAGGCUGUCCGAAGCCGCCACAGAUCCGGGAGACAAGUUCAUUCCCAUUGCUGUAUAACGAGGAAUCGGUUACGGAGCGCGUCUCCGAGGCGCUGAAGGAGUAUUUCGGGGAUUCAUUCAAUCCAGAUGGACCGGUUUCAAUGGGCAGCGAGGACUUCAACAAUCUAGCCAUAUCAUCUAUCCCCUGCUGCUUUUGGAACUACGGCGGCAUCGACCCGGAGCUUUGGGAUGACGCGGAGAAGAGGGGCCGAACAGCUGAGGAGAUUCCAGGCAAUCAUAAUCCUUCCUUCGCGCCAGUAAUUCAACCUACUCUUACAGUCGCCAUCGAUGCAUAUGCUACCGCCACCCUAUCACUCUUACUAUGA
Molecule: messenger RNA, 1266 nt
Organism: Amorphotheca resinae ATCC 22711
Lineage: Eukaryota; Fungi; Ascomycota; Leotiomycetes; Helotiales; Amorphothecaceae
Exons: 3
Coding region: 1-1266 (421 amino acids)
Molecular function (GO): hydrolase activity
Source: RefSeq, a predicted model, not a curated record